Molecule: messenger RNA, 1311 nt
Organism: Entrophospora candida
Lineage: Eukaryota; Fungi; Glomeromycota; Glomeromycetes; Entrophosporales; Entrophosporaceae
Source: the annotation of a GenBank genome assembly
AUGAACAUGAUUUUGUCAAACCUCAGUACUUUAAAGAAAUCUUCUGAAAUUGCUGAAACCAAUGACAUUCCACUAAAAUGCCGCAACUUUUCUAAUGAUUUAGAAAAAAUUCAAAACAAUAUUGAGAAUUCAAAGAAAAAUAAAGGGAGGGGGAUCCCUGAGGCCAAGUCAAAUUUCAGAAUUCUUGUGGCUGGGGGGGCUCCUGGAAUAGGUAUCAGUGUUAAGAAAAACUCGUUAUGGGAAAAAGAAAAAAUAUUAAUCAUUCGACAAUCAAUUUCAUUUCAAUAUAUUUUCCUUGACUUCAGCAAUAGUGUUCAAUUGGAUGGAAGUGAUAGCAAACUAUCAAUAGAAAUACUUGUUGGUCUGCGGAUUGCAUAUGCUUUCUUCACCCAAAGCAAUUAUAGUGUGACAUUUCCAACAUUUUGCCAGACUGUUCUAACACUCAACAAGGAAAAAUAUUUUUAUACUGAUAAUGUGGUCCUUGGAAUUCGUGAGCAUCUAGACCUUACAGGCAAUCAGCUUCUCUUUUUAUUUUUACACAUUGAUGAAUUCCAGACCAUCUUUGACUUUAAGGGCUGGAAAACUGAUAUGAUGAAAGAUAUUAAUGGUAACCCCAAGGGUAUAUUCAGGGGCAUAUUAUACAAUGUUGGAAGAUUUAUGAUUGGUAAUUCCAACUUAAGCUUCAUUCAGCCUUUCCUCUCAGGAACUGCACCACAAAGUGUAAUUCGGCAAAAGGAACCUACAAUGUACACUUUUGAAUUUGUCAACUGUUCUCUGCUGAAUAUGCAAUCACGAAUUGACAUAGUGAACCAUUUUGCAAAUAGCAAAGGCUUUCCUUCAGAUGUAUGGAGCAUGCAAGAACAGAUGUAUUUUUUGUUAUGUGAUACAGGUGGACUCCCACGAGCAAUUGAGUGUUUAUUGAAAUGCUGCUUUGGAAAGAGAUAUGAAAGGACAGAAAAAUUUUUUCAAGAUAUCAAUUUGUUGGAUUAUAAUGCAAUCCACAGUAAUGUGGCAAGAGACAUUGACAAUAUGUAUGCAAUCACAACAUGGGCUAUUGAUCACAAUGAACUUGCUGAAGCCAUCAUUUAUCGAUGUCUUGCAGCAAUGCCAUCAAUGAAGUCAGACCUUCUCUCAGUCAAAUAUUCUGAUACUCUGGAGUCUUUAGAGUGUGAUCAACAUUUGAUUCUGACAGAUUAUGCUGAAAAUGACAAUCGUGUCUUGAUUACAUUACCCCCUAUUUUUAUUCAUCUUUACAUCCAAGCUCUCAAAUCAUUUGUAGUAGUAGGCAAGUUGAGUGUGUCAUUGCCUUAA